CGUGAGUUCAUGUCGAAUCGCAGUGACGUAUCGAGAGAUUACAGUGCCCCGACCUUUCCUUUCACCGCGAAAGUCUCGUUCAUUAUAUGUGGUUCAAUGUGGUUUUACCACGGUUUUACUUUAGUGCCUCCCAUUUUUGUGAUAUUAGGAGAAUUGUGGGUUUUCACGAAUGCAGAUUUUUUUGUACAGUCUUCGAUUCGCAUGCAAGCUUGCGGCUAGUCGUUUCUGUCACAGCCAUACGCUCUACGAUCGGAAAGUCGUCAGAGAGUGCGGAGCGAACGUGAGGUUAUACGGCGAUUCCAACUGGGGUUCGAAGAAGCAGCAUAGAAAAGUGAAAUUACAUUUCUCUCUCGUUAUGAGCGACCCAAAGAUCGAGGAGGCCUUGGCGCCAUUUAGAGCAAAAGUUAAGGAACAGGGUGAUCUGGUGCGUCAGCUGAAGAGCGAUGGGGCACCAGAAUUGGAUGUCAAAAAAGCUGUUGCAGAACUCAAGUCACGGAAAAAAUUAUUGGAAGAUAAAGAAUUAUCUCUUAUUCCUGACGCAGCCAAUUUUGAUAGAUCAAAGAUGGAGGAUCUUCUCAAACGUAGAUUCUUCUUAGAUCAGUCUUUUGCCAUUUAUGGUGGAAUCACUGGGCAGUACGAUUUUGGUCCUAUGGGCUGUUCCCUCAAAGCAAACUUAUUGAGUGCUUGGCGGAACUUUUUUGUAUUGGAAGAACAAAUGCUAGAAGUGGACUGUUCGAUUUUGACACCGGAGCCAGUUCUAAAAGCAUCCGGCCAUGUCGACAGAUUUGCUGAUUUAAUGGUAAAGGAUGUGAAGAAUGGGGAAUGCUUCCGUUUAGAUCAUUUGAUUAAAGCACACUUGGAAAAAGUAGCUGCGGAUAAGAGAACUGAUGAAACUACUCGCGCUGAAUGUACAGACAUCAUCAUAAAACUGGAUGGUAUGACAAAGGACAAUAUGGCUGCAAUCAUGUCAAGGUUCAACAUGAAAUCACCGAUAUCCGGAAACGAUCUCACAGAGCCUAUAGAAUUUAAUUUAAUGUUUGGAACUCAAAUUGGUCCAUCUGGUCUCACAAAGGGAUUUCUCAGACCAGAAACAGCUCAGGGUAUCUUUGUGAAUUUCAAAAGACUGUUGGAAUUCAAUCAAGGCAAGUUGCCAUUUGCAGCUGCUCAAAUCGGAAAUGCCUUCAGAAACGAAAUCUCUCCAAGGUCUGGUCUGAUCCGCGUAAGAGAAUUUACAAUGGCCGAAAUCGAACAUUUCUGCGAUCCAAGCAACAAGAAACAUCAGAAAUUCAACUCGAUUCGGAACACGAUGCUACUUUUGUACUCGGCUUGCAAUCAAAUGGACGGAAAAGGAGCAGAGUACAUGAAAAUCGGUGACGCUGUUAGCGCGGGUCUUGUGGCUAACGAGACCUUGGGAUAUUUCAUGGCCAAGAUUCAACACUUUCUGUUGAAGGUCGGGAUCGAUCCAAUAAAGUUACGUUUCCGUCAGCACAUGAGUAACGAAAUGGCUCAUUACGCCUGCGACUGUUGGGACGCGGAAUGUCUGACCUCGUACGGUUGGAUCGAGUGUGUUGGCUGUGCUGACAGAUCAGCCUACGAUUUGACACAGCACACAAAGGCCACUGGGGUUAAAUUAGCAGCAGAGAAGAAGCUGGCUGAACCAAAAGUCGUCGACGUCACUGAAGCUGUUCCAAACAAGGGCGUCAUCGGCAAAGUUUUCAAGAAGGAAGCCAAGGCAGUCCUUGACACUCUCGCUGUGUUGGAUAAAACUGAAAUCGAGAAUCUAGAGACGCAAUUGAUUGUUAACGGAGAGUACAAUUUGUCACUGCCCGAUGGUCGUUCAGUCAAAAUUGCGAAAGACAUGAUUAUCAUAAAACGUUAUCAGAAAACUCUUCACGUUGAAGAAAUAACGCCAUCCGUUAUUGAACCCUCCUUUGGUAUAGGUCGCAUUAUGUACGCCAUUUUCGAGCAUAACUUUAAGAUGAGGGAAGGAGACGAGCAACGGACAUACUUGAGUUUACCGUCCGUCGUGGCGCCUUUGAAAUGUUCUGUUUUGCCGCUCAGCGGAAAUACUGAAUUUAUACCUUUCGUUAAGAAAUUGUCACAAGAUCUCACCAGAGUGGACGUUUCCCACAAAGUGGACGAUUCUUCAGGCAGCAUUGGACGACGAUAUGCGCGUACGGAUGAGAUAGCUAUUCCUUUCGGAAUUACUAUUGACUUCGAUACAUUAAAAACGCCCCACAGUGCCACACUUAGAGAAAGGGACAGUAUGGGCCAAGUUAGAAUAAGUUUGAAUGAGCUUCCUGGCGUCGUUAGAGAUCUUUCUUACGGUAAAACCACAUGGGCAGAAGUAGAGAUAAAGUAUCCGAAAUUUGAACAGCAAGAAACCGCGAGAGCAUAGCUCAAUAUUAUACGCAAUUGGAGAUCAUUAUUGAAAUGGCAUUAUACGAUAAUAGAGAAUUGCACUACAGUAAUUCGAUUACCAUUAUCGUAUUGCGAAUCACAUAGUGUUUUUGUCAAGGGUCUACCGAAACAUCUGCUUUUUUUACUUUGGUGUUUCCUUACGGACGCUCAAACUCAUCGACAACUUACAGGAAGAUAAAUACAAUUUUACUAUUUUAUCCUCCAGUA
This is a messenger RNA of Cephus cinctus (wheat stem sawfly), 2628 nucleotides long. It is a transcript of the gene GlyRS, whose product is annotated as glycine--tRNA ligase. Gene Ontology annotation, cellular component: cytoplasm; mitochondrion. Lineage: Eukaryota; Metazoa; Arthropoda; Insecta; Hymenoptera; Cephidae. The record is from RefSeq and is a predicted model, not a curated record. Gene Ontology annotation, biological process: mitochondrial glycyl-tRNA aminoacylation. The coding region runs from base 170 to 2398 and encodes 742 amino acids. Gene Ontology annotation, molecular function: glycine-tRNA ligase activity; ATP binding. The transcript has 4 exons.